AUGACCACAGAUAGUGGCCACGAAACAACAUUGCCAGACGAAGUGAUAGCACUGCUCGAACUUGGACCGGAACGCUCGGACGACGUGAAUGCGUCACUGAAGACACUACUCAAUAAGUUCACGACCUCCCCUCGUAGCGAACCCGUUGGAGAAGCACUGCAAGUACUGGGUACCGCAGUUGGGAGACAAAAGGCAUGGCAAGAAUGCUUUCGGGAAGCAGGUCUUCUUGAAUACGUGCUACACAAUCUAGGUGAUGUGAGCAUACCAUUUGCCUUGCGCAAGCAGUACCUGCGAAUCAUUGGGAACUGCGUCGCGGACAAUGACAUAAACCGAGAGGUCGCCACCAAAGACAUCUCCAAGCUUGUCGAUUGCUUGCCAUCAGAUGAUCUUACACCGAUCGCUCUUGCGGUACUUUUCAACCUCUGCAAUGAAUUUGAUCCGGCUAAGGCUGCUGCUGCCGUGAUCAGGCUCGACUUCACGCUAUCUGGGUACCUUGCUGGCCACCGGAUACCGGACGCUGCACUCGACUACGCAACCGAGCUUCUGUCAUGGACCACCGAAAAGCUCACGGCAGCCCAAUUCAAUGACGACGUAUCACUAGAUACGUUCAGCGACCUGGUCAAAGUGACGUUGAACUACGACGAAGAUCAUUACCAUGAGUAUGUUGCGAUCCUGGUCCACUACUUACAGGACCCCGAAUUUCAGGCGAAGGCUGCGACCCAGGGAAUGCUUGGCGAUAUGGUAACCCUAAUGCUGGACUUCGAAUCUCGUCUUACAGCAGCUGAAGUUGAAGCCGUAUUUGAAGAGUUGGCCAUUUCCAAGAGUCCCGAAAAGAAAACGCCGGACAGCACAAGUGUGAUCCUUGCGGCUCAAUUGAUCGGGAACAUAUCAGCAAUAUCAGCGACCGAUACAUUCGCACAGCGCUUCAAUGUCAGAAGCCAAGUAAUUGAGACGAUCCGAGCCAAACUCAAUGCAUCUCCCUCGCCAUGCACAAUAUGUGCAUGCGUCAUGCUCGGCAACCUGGCAAUGUCAGACGAGGUAUGCACAGACAUGGUUAGGAUCAUGGAGCUUCACCUUCCACUGGCCAGAAUUCUGGCAUCAAGCUCCAAGCCGGCGCUCCUCUACGCUGCGGCAGGGUUCAUGCGGCAUCUCGCCUUCCCUGAAGCCAACAGAGCUUUACUUGCAGAUGCCGGCCUUCUCCAGACUUGCAUGGCUCUGCUCAAACAGACAGAUGCUGCUGUACGCGGCGAGUCGGCGGCCAUCAUUGGAAAGCUCGUUACAAGCAAUCUGCACAACAUCAUCAAGGUCGUCUGCGAAAAGGUCGGUGAGACUGUCAUUCCGGACGCGCACCCGAUCGUAGGUGUAGAGGCCUCUUCCGAAUCGACGAUCCUCCAUCAGAUUGUUGACCAGGCACUUGUGCCUGCAGGACCACUGCCUAGCACUGCAAUGAAGAACCCAACAAUCGAGCUCAGCCGUUCUAUCGUCACGAUCUUGCGAUUCCUCGGAAGGCCAAGCGCCGAAGACAAUGUCGAUGCUAUUAGAGAGCAGAUGCUAGAUGUGCCUCUGAUCGCCCGACCUCUGGCUAAGCUCGUGCGCCAAAGAUUCUACGCUGAUGCUAGAUCCGAAGGCCUGCUAGGCCUAGGACUGAUAGCGCAAACACCAAAUGGGGCAAAGCUGGUGCUGGAUGAGGUCAGCGAAGACGACGGGUUGCUGGACGCCAUUAGGGAGUUCGCUGAAGGCAAAGAUGGUGGAGCUGGACAGCAGGUUGUGUCUUCUUCGGGACGAGACUAUCAGAACGCAGUCGUUCUUCUGCAAGCGAUGCAGAACAACUGGGUAAGCUCCUACGAGAAUCAACCGUGA
Didymella exigua CBS 183.55 is the source of this 1860-nucleotide messenger RNA. RefSeq names its product ARM repeat-containing protein. NCBI's taxonomy places the organism in Eukaryota, Fungi, Ascomycota, Dothideomycetes, Pleosporales, Didymellaceae. Gene Ontology annotation, biological process: positive regulation of GTPase activity. Gene Ontology annotation, cellular component: cytosol. Bases 1 to 1860 code for a protein of 619 amino acids. Gene Ontology annotation, molecular function: guanyl-nucleotide exchange factor activity. The transcript is spliced from 4 exons. The record is from RefSeq and is a predicted model, not a curated record.